Molecule: messenger RNA, 707 nt
Organism: Seminavis robusta
Lineage: Eukaryota; Bacillariophyta; Bacillariophyceae; Naviculales; Naviculaceae
Source: the annotation of a GenBank genome assembly
GGACAGGGGACCAACCCAAUGCGAACGGGAGUUGGGACGAUUUGAGAACUGGCACCUCGGCACCUCGGACAGUUCUAUCAUUUUCGAAGCUCACAUUUUCAAUCUAAAAGCAUUUGAAACAUCCAAGCACUACAUUCGUUCAGAUUCCAAGCUACUUUCGUAGGUCAAGCAAAAACGUCAUCAUGAGCUCAACUACUCCAACCAAGACCGCCACUCCUUCCCUUGUUGCGCAUGCCCGAGUAAUGGUCACGGAGGAAGAAAAGGGUGACCUUUGGCGUACCGGAAGGUCGGGAGUGAUGAGCAAACUUGCCGACGUACGGGCCCACGAUCACGGAAAGCAAGAGUUGGCCCACAAGCACAUUGUACACCAUGCCCAGACGGUGGCGCAUCCCAACAAUGCCCAUGAUGCUUUGGAAGCCGAAGAGAAGAUUGCUCAUGUUCACGAACACAGGACAUUGUUGAGUGGAUUCACGCUGUAAUAGGGCAUUUGCUGUUCCCCUGCUACAGCCACCCAUACAUGUGUGCUUGUGAAAAUCAUGGCGCGGGUUGGAUAGCAGCAAUGAUCCGUUGGUGGCACUUGGGCUGCAAGAGUUGAAUCGUUUCGCUGCCCUUCCCGAGUACCGGUACCAAACCCUUUGAUGUCAUCACUGUACUAUCCGUAUCCAGUAAUGCAAUAAUGUGCUAGUAAUUUGUUGUGAAUCCACUGC